Anastrepha ludens (Mexican fruit fly) is the source of this 2108-nucleotide messenger RNA. RefSeq lists its product as uncharacterized. The record is from RefSeq and is a predicted model, not a curated record. The transcript has a single exon. NCBI's taxonomy places the organism in Eukaryota, Metazoa, Arthropoda, Insecta, Diptera, Tephritidae. Bases 147 to 1064 code for a protein of 305 amino acids.
ACUAAAAGUGAAAUUUCGGAUUUUGGCAUUAGACUUUAGGAAAUUUAUUCUGCGGUUGAAAUUCGAUUAUAACAACACAAAAUUUUGAGUUUCAAAUAAUAUUUAAAACAUUCGCAGAUUAGAAGCAGGAGCCAUCUUUUAUCAAUAUGAAGCAUGAAAAAUUACGAAGACAUCGUGUGAAACAAAGUGUUAACCUUGUAGAAUUGAUAAGGAACAGGCCAAGAAAUCAACCAUACGGUUUUCACCGUUCUAGUUGUAGCACCAGACGAAAUUUAAGAAGCAGAGAUAAUGUCAUAGUUGAUAGAAGAUUCCGCAGUUCAAGUCUUAGUCACAAUCAAAAUCAAUCUUUUCUGCCAAUUCACAAUCAACAAGAAGUAAAAGUUUUCGGAAGGGACUCUUAUUCUUCAACCUCAACUGUGUGUAAUUCUCGAAAGAACAGUAUUGGUAGUAUAUGUGAAGAAUGCCAUCAAAGAAUUAACUCUCCCCCUAACCAAGAACAUACAGUACCAGAACCAGAAGCGCAAGCAACUACACUGCCAUGUGGAUUUGUGAAUGGUCUUUGCAGAGCUUCAACUAAAGACUUAAAUGAAACAAAAUUUUGUCAGGAAAAAAAUGAAGAUGCAAAACCAAGUUGUAUUAACGGAACACAAUUUAAAUGUGAAAAACAAUGUAGUGAUGUCUGUAGGAAAGAAUUUUUGGUGCAGCCAAACAAAAUUCAAUCUUCAGGAAACGAUAAUAAUUCGCCGAAGUUAUGCCAACAUUCAUCCGCAGCUUUUAAUUUUUUUGAUUCCAAUGGAAGCGACGAGGUCUGUUCCAUAAACGAGGAAUCGGCUACUGGAAAUACUCCUAAUAACAGUCGCUCAACUUUGCAAAACCAAGCUAAUACUUUGUUCAUCGAACAUGCUUCUAGUAGACAAAUAUUAACGGAUGAAGAAGCAGGCGGCGACGGACAUCACAACAAUUCUGUCAUCGAAAUCGAAAUAACGUUGCAUUCCAGUAAUGAUAAUAAUUCUGAAGAGGAGGUCGAAGGGGAUGAAGAUGAACAUAUGGAGUUCAGUGAAUAGGGAACCGCUUGAGCGUAUUUCAUACCUCCAUAAAGAGAUAAUAAGGAGCAGCGUUUAUAAAAGUUUUCUAAACUUAACGAUCAUAAACAUAAAAACAUGCAUGGUACAUGGUACGGUACAUACUAGUACAAAGUUCGAAGCAUAGUGGUUCUAUAAGUUUCGAUAAAUACACAUUUUAAGCCUAAAAGAUCAACUUGUCUGGCCUUCAUUGGUUUUAAACUUUGCAUUUAAAAUGGGUGGAUUUCACAGAGGAACAGUCAUUUUAGGGCAUAAACCAAACCAAUUGGAAACUGAAGUAGUAAUUGAUUUCAAAGUUUGUAGCCACAUAUCUCCUAUUUUGUUUAUUUCAACAGAAAAAGACGUUUUCUAAAAUCCAAUUGAUGAUUCCAAAAUCAAAUUGAGGCUUCUUAAAAUCCACUGGACCAUUCUUAAAUUCAAGGUACUCUUACUAACAUCCAAUUGACCCUUUAUAAAACCCGUCAGAAUUUCCAAUUUGGUUUCUAUAUUUGUGGGCCUGAUUUUCAACCAAAUUGCUUGGGUUUGAAAGAUGCCAGCAUUGGAAACAAACCUGUGUACAAUGAUGUAUUAUUAUUUACGGUGUGAUGUGCAAUCAGCAUUGCGUUAUAUGCUAAUGAAUGACUAAGCAUGUGUGCCGUAACCGAAUGGUUUGGAGCAUGACUACAAUUCGGUAGUGGCCAGGUUCGAAACCCGGGCCAUGAAACACCAAUUGACAAAGAAGUGUUUUCUAAUAGCGGUCGCCUCUCGACAUGCAACGACAAACCUCCUGAGUGUUUCUACAUAAAAAACCAGCUGCCGUUCGAAGGCGGCACAAAACUUUAGAUCCAUAAAUUUGUAAAAAAAAUCAUCAAGACGCCCACUACACCCAAGAAUGAAUGUAUGCGCGAGCUAUGAGCUUGAUCGGAGCAUGAUUAUGAAAGUGAAUUCAUUGUUGAUUAUACCUUUCACAUUUAAAUAACGCCAGGCUUGCGUUUUUUUUAACGGUAUUUACACCUGUUCGAGAAGGCGAAAGCUAUUAUCAAUAUG